AUGGGAAUGAAAAUCGAUGGCCGGCAGGUGCACCACUAUCGUUUUGCUGAUGGCAUCGUCCUUGUAACAUCAAACAUUAGCCAAGCUGCACGUAUGCUUGCCGACUUUCAUAAAGCCUGUGGAAAGACUGGUCUACGUCUGAAUCUCACAAAAACGAUGUUCAUGAAGAACGGAUUGGAUUUGCAUGCCCCAUUUACGCUUAACGGAAUAGAUAUCUUUGAAGGCUCCAGUUAUGUCUAUCUAGGUUAUGAAAUAAAUAUGAUGAACGACUUAGCUCCAGAGCUGAGCAGAAGGAAACGAGCAGCUCGGGAAGCUAUCAGGAGCAUCGAGGAUGUAGUGAAGAGAACAAAGAACACCCGACUCCGUUCUUACCUUUUCGACUCAACGGUACUACCAGCUCCGACUUGUAUGCGUUAG
Messenger RNA from Angiostrongylus costaricensis, 417 nucleotides. The record is from the annotation of a GenBank genome assembly. Lineage: Eukaryota; Metazoa; Nematoda; Chromadorea; Rhabditida; Metastrongylidae.